CAGAUAUGAACAUAGUUUAAUUUGUCAAGAAACGAAACCUAACACUCGGUAUAUAAAACUGUCCACUUCGAUGGUCAUCACGGAGAAAGACCACCAUGGACCGUGUCACUGCAAUCGCUGGAGCAGUAGUUACGGUGGUCGCAGCUCCUGUUGCUCUUGGGGUUGCAGGUUUCACCUCGGCUGGAAUAGCAGCAGGCUCCAUAGCUGCUAAAAUGAUGUCAGCUGCUGCAGUUGCUAACGGAGGAGGAGUGGCUGCAGGCAGUUUAGUGGCUACUUUGCAGGCAGCAGGUGCAGCUGGUCUGUCAGGAACUGCCACUGCAGCUGUGGCCGGCGCUGGAGCAACAGUGGGAUGGAUGGCCAGCUUCAUCCCCAGGAAAUCAAAGAAUGUCUGUGAGAAACUGCCACUGGAGUAUCAGCUGGAGCAUCAGCUAGAGCAAGAGCUGCAGCAUCAGCUAGAGCUGCAGCUGGAGCUGCAGUGGCAGAAGCACUGGGAUUGCUGGCUAGCUUCAUCAGAUGAAAAUGAGGAAAGAACAAUGAGGAGGAGGGCUCUGAGAUGCCCUAUAAUUUCUGAAGAAACCAAACCUAGGCUGUAUAAACCAGCGCAGUUCAGUACGGAGAAGAAUAGCAUGGACCCUAUUACGGCACUCCUCGUUGGAGCAGGAGCAGCAGGUGCGGUGGUCGCAGCUCCUGUUGCCUUGGCCGGUGUAGGUUUCACCUCGGCUGGAAUAGCAGCAGGCUCCUACGCUGCCGGCAUGAUGUCUGCUGCUGCAACUGCUAACGGAGGAGCGGUGGCUGCAGGCGGUUUAGUGGCUACUUUGCAGGCAGCAGCUCAAUACCCUAGAUGGAAAACCUGUGUAAUCUUAGGUGCUGCUGGUCUGUCAGGAACUGCCACUGCAGCUGUGGCCGGCGUUGGAGCAGCAGUUGGAGCAGCAGGCUCCUACGCUGCCAGCAUGAUGUCUGCUGCUGCAGUUCCAAAUGCAGGAGCGGCGGCUGCAGGAGGUGCAGCUGGUCUGUCAGGAGCUGCCACUGCAGCUGUGGCCGGCACUGGAGUAACAGUUGGAGCAGCAGUGGGAUGGAUGGCUAGCUUCAUCAGAAAAUCACGGAAUGUCAGUCAGGAACUAGCACAGGAGCAGCAGCAGCUAGAGUAUCAGCAAGAGCAGCAGUCACAGCAUCAGCUAGAGCAGCAACUGGAGCAGCAGUGGGAGGAGCAGUGGGAGGAACAGCUGGAGGAGCAGCUGGAGCAGAAGCUGGAGCAGAAGCUGGAGCAGCAGUGAAAGGAGCAGUGGGGUGGCUGGCAAACUUUAUCAGAUGAAAAUCAUGAAGGAAAAAGAUUAAUUACAAUUUUUUUUAAAUUACAAAAUAUAUUAAUUGACUUACUAAAAAGCAUAAUUCAUACUUCACAACCUUGAGACCUCCAAAAUCGGCAGUGGGGGGUGGGGGUGCACUCUUCUGCGUCACGUGAAUGCUAGUUUUCAAAUUGGACACAGUAGAGAGAGAGAGCUGUAGUGCUUAUAGGAGUUGGUCAGUGCAAAAAAACAGUAAUGAAGGCAAUGAAAGACACAAAGUUGUGAACAUUUGUCAUAAAUCAAGAGAAUUGUGACCCCGGGAGAGGGCAAUGAAAAACAGGAGUCUCCCAUGAAAAUCAGGAGGGUUGGCAAGUAUGCUUUUUAAUCUCAGACAGCUGAAAUGUCAAUAAAUCUAAAACCUGUGAAA
Molecule: messenger RNA, 1713 nt
Organism: Micropterus dolomieu (smallmouth bass)
Lineage: Eukaryota; Metazoa; Chordata; Actinopteri; Centrarchiformes; Centrarchidae
Product: interferon alpha-inducible protein 27-like protein 2B
Exons: 9
Coding region: 96-1274 (392 amino acids)
Biological process (GO): apoptotic signaling pathway
Cellular component (GO): membrane; mitochondrion
Source: RefSeq, a predicted model, not a curated record